CCCUCAUCCCAAUACAAUUCUAUUUAGCAAUAACAAAAACUUUGUCACAAUGAAGGUCAUCGCCGCUCUUAUCGUAACCGCAAGCACUGUUGCUGCAUUUUCCCCCGCCUCCUUCGGAACCAAAUGUACGUGCAAACUUGGUUCACGUUCCCAUAUGUCGAAUUACGGUGUGAUGCAGCCUAGAGAGUCUGAAUUUGAACACGGUCGUAGGAUGAUGUUUCUGUUACUCUUUUCUCACAUCUAUUUUCACUGACUGUACUAUUGUAUCAGCCUCCACUGCCCUUCGGGAAGGAGAGUACGAUUUGGACUACGGUGCCAAGAACGGUUACGAAACUGCCAGUGUUGGUGACGGUGGCCAAGGUCAAUUCGGAGCUCGUUCCCCUAGUAACUGGAGAGUCCCAGGAACAUCCCCAAUCGGUCAAGGCUCAUGGCCAGGAGCCGCCGAUGGUGGAGAUGAACCUUGGUUUGCCGAAGCCGUCUCGACCGUUUCUCUUGACUUGGAGAAGGCCGGAGAAACUAUGUUGGCAUUCACGAAAGAAGCCGCACAGUUCAAGAUCAGUGCUUUUUGCGAAGCGAACGGUGUUGAAGACCAAGAGAAGGCUCUUGACGAUCUUGUUGGUGCUCUCGGAUACGACAAAUUCCUUGAAUCCAGCGUAAAGCAGCUCGCAAAGGCAUACAAAAAGCUUUACCCUUCUGAAAAGGAAUAAGUUGAUUGUUUCCGCUAGGAAACACCCCCAAGGUGACCCCUCAUCUUGCACCGAAAUGCGACGACACCACAAGCGAUGUUGUCCCAUCGUUAACCGCUCUAUACGGGCAUAUACUGAUUCGCUUUUGCUAUGUAGUCAUGUUGUCCUUUACCAGCUUGGUUACCGGAUAUUUUUGUAUGCUGAAUUUAAAAACGCUGCCCAAAUAAACUAAGAAGGCAUGUUGCACACAAAUUCUAGACUCAAUGAGUUUUUCCCAGCAUGUCAUCUAUGUAGUUGCUGUUUGCUAAAAGUUUGUUGCAAGUUGAAUGUGAUAAUAUACUUCGCCGAUCGAACUUGCGAAUAAUGAGCCAAAAUUGAGAACGAUAAGCACCUUUUGUUCGAAGUUGCCGUUUGAGUACGGCCGGCUCAGCUACUAAUGGUUGAAGCUUCUUAGGAAUGAAUUGACUAUAACGUUUUAGAGCAGCAUGGUGUCCUCGAUUGGACUACUAGUACUCCCUAACAUUGAAUCAGUAAAUAUACUAAUCUUAUUCAAUAGAGUAAUUCAAGAUACCGCUAGUGUUGCCAUAAAUAUCUUGUAUAUAUUGAAGAUGCGAUGGAAUACAGAAAUUGAACCCUGGCCAAUUGAUGAAGUUGUCGGGCAGAUUUAAAAAGCGAUAUGUGGUGCUAAAGAGGAGGCAACUCUUGCUCGGCACAGUCCUUUGACCCAACCGUUACAAUAUUGCGAUCUGGUUGCACUGGUGUCCCACCACCCAAGCCCAUAUACGGCAUUCUUGGUGAAGUUGGAACGCUUAGAAAGUGAGCUGAAGAUGCUCCACCGAAAUCCUCUUUAUUGAUCGCUGUAGGGCGAUCUAAAUGAAGAUUUUUAUGUGCCAUCGCAACCUUCAUUGGACCCCUUUUGCUUGAAUCAACUGUGAAAAGCAAAUCAUCAGUGUUUGCGGGCCAAUAAUAGGACCUACCUGGUCGGCAUACUUUUCCAUCUAAGUCACCGGAACCUUCCAAAAUGAUAAGAAUAACAGGAACGCCGGGAUUCUUAAAUUUUGAUUGUUUACCGGGUUCCACUGUCAAGAACAUAACUUCAAACUCAGGACAAGGAGGAGAAUAACGAAUGACAUCAGGAUUUUCCAUUGAGUAAGCUCCACCAUCGAUAUUUGGCCCUCCCAUACUGUAGGUCAACAUAUUCACUAGGUUAUCUACGUCUUUGAAUUUUGGUGUCAAGCCAGCUCUGACCUAAAUGCAACAAAACCACAAAUAAGGGUUUAGGCAGAAU
This is a messenger RNA of Pseudo-nitzschia multistriata, 1974 nucleotides long. NCBI's taxonomy places the organism in Eukaryota, Bacillariophyta, Bacillariophyceae, Bacillariales, Bacillariaceae. The record is from the annotation of a GenBank genome assembly.